UGUCUUGUGCACAUUAUAAAUCUCAUUGAUUUUGACACAUUUAGAACUUCAUCAUAACUGUGAUAUUUUAUUAGUGCACUUUCUAAUGGGGGUCACUGUUGUUGAUAUUGAGCUUCUAGUUUUCUUCAUAGUUUUGGUCUUGUUUAGGAUUUCAACUUCAGAUGAUCUACCAGCAAAUUUUGUAUUCGGAGAUUCUCUUGUUGAUGCUGGAAACAAUAACUACAUUUUUUCACUCUCAAAGGCUAAUUUUUUGCCUCAUGGUAUUGAUUUUGGAAAACCAACAGGGAGGUUCACCAAUGGAAGAACCAUAGUUGACAUCAUUGGUGAAGAAUUGGGUUUUGGAUUCACGCCACCUUAUUUGGCACCUACCACAUUUGGACCAGUGAUUUUGAAGGGUGUUAAUUAUGCCUCUGCUGGUGGUGGAAUUCUCAAUCUCACUGGACAAGUCUUUGGUGGAAGACUCAACUUGGAUGAACAAAUAGAUUAUUUUGCAAAUACAAGACAUGACAUAAUCUCCGACAUUGGUGUUCCUGCGGCUCUCAAUCUAUUCAAAAAGGCAUUAUUUUCGGUCACAAUUGGUUCAAACGAUUUCAUUAAUAACUACUUAACACCUUCAGUCACAUAUUUUGUGUACAAAUCGGAUUCUCCAGAACUCUUUGUGAACACCAUGAUAUCAAGACUCAGAUUACAGCUCACUAGGUUAUUCAAUUUGGGAGCUAGAAAAAUUGUUGUGGCAAACGUGGGGCCAAUUGGGUGCAUACCAAAUCAGAGGGAUGCAAACCCAAGUGCAGGAGAUAGUUGUGUGAUUUUCCCCAAUCAGCUAGCAUAUUUAUUUAACACACAAUUGAAAGAUCUAAUUGUAGAGCUCAAUUCAAAUCUAGCAGGUUCAAUAUUUGUUUAUGCAGAUAUCUACCACAUUUUAGAAGAUAUACUCCAGAAUUACACAGCAUAUGGUUUUGAUAAUCCAUCAUCUGCUUGUUGCAACCUUGCUGGGAGAUUUGGAGGUUUGAUUCCAUGUGGUCCUACGUCAAAAGUUUGUUGGGACAGAUCAAAGUAUGUGUUUUGGGACCCUUACCAUCCCACUGAUGCUACAAAUGUUGUUAUCGCUAAGCGACUCUUAGACGGUGCUUCUACUGAUAUUUCUCCACUUAACAUUCGCCAACUCUUUCAUUCUUAACUUACUUGUUAGAGGAUUUGUUCUUUUCUAAUUUAAUUCAAAACUCAAACUGAGAUUUUAAUAUUUGUUUGAUAAUCUGUGUACUUAAUUAUGUGCUAUGUCCUCAUUCAAUGAACAAUUUUGUUGUUGGUAUUUCAA
Molecule: messenger RNA, 1315 nt
Organism: Cicer arietinum (chickpea)
Lineage: Eukaryota; Viridiplantae; Streptophyta; Magnoliopsida; Fabales; Fabaceae
Product: GDSL esterase/lipase At4g16230-like
Molecular function (GO): hydrolase activity, acting on ester bonds
Source: RefSeq, a predicted model, not a curated record